This is a messenger RNA of Schistocerca cancellata (South American locust), 420 nucleotides long. RefSeq lists its product as uncharacterized. The coding region runs from base 1 to 420 and encodes 139 amino acids. The record is from RefSeq and is a predicted model, not a curated record. NCBI's taxonomy places the organism in Eukaryota, Metazoa, Arthropoda, Insecta, Orthoptera, Acrididae. The transcript is spliced from 2 exons.
AUGGCAAGGACACAAAUAUGGCAAAGACACAAAUAUGGCAAAGACAUAAAUAUGGCAAGAAGGCAAAUAUGGGAAAGACGCAAAUAUAGGAUAAACGCAAAUAUGGGAAAAACGCAAAUAUGGGAAAAACGCAAAUAUGGGAAAAACCAAAUUUGGGAAAAACGCAAAUAUGGGAAAGACGCAAAUAUGGGAAAAACGCAAAUAUGGGAAAAACGCAAAUAUGGGAACAACGCAAAUAUGAUAUGGGAUGAAUGCAAAUAUGGCAAAAACGCAAGUAUGGGAGAAACGCAAGUAUGGGAAAAACGCAAGUAUGGGAGAAACGCAAGUAUGGGAAAAAUGCAAGUAUGGGAAAACGCAAGUUUGGGAAAAACGCAAGUAUGGGUAAAACUCAAGUAUGGGAAAAUCGCUAGUAUGAGAUAA